UGUCGUUGAUAGCAGCUUUUCCGGGCGUUACCGCCAACAAUAUGCGCACUUAGUCUCGAAUGCUCAGUCGGGAGAUUCGCUACGCUGCCUAGAGCUACAUUUGUGCCAUAGACAACGUUUCCCGCUCUACGCGGAGGCAGACUGUUGUGGAAUGAAAAGCACACCGUACGCUGUUUUUUGGCUGUGUACCACUAUUUCAAGCACGGUAGCCCUAAAAGAUAAUCACCAAAAUGGCUGCGACAUUUGGCACAGAAUGACCAAUGAGCCGGCUCGUUUCCGGCAAGGCCCACAUGCAAGGGAGUCCAGACUAGUGCUCAAGUCAAUCAAAGGUGGUGCCCAUGGAUCUGUUGUUCUAAAAUGUCCCGACGGCAGCAAAUGCAUCCUCGGCAGCUGCAUGAACACUUCUCCUGGUUCAGACAGCUAUGACUGUUGUCCCUACGACAGAGGAGUGCCUUGCCUUUACAAAAGCGGCACAGGCAGUUCCAGUGAGAAAAAUGGCUGCUGUCUGCGUGGACACCGUUGCCAGCAAGGAGCAUGCAUCUAUGACGAAGGCGGAGUCUCCUUGUCGUACAGUCCGGCCGCUCUUUUGCCUCCUCUGCAGAAGAGCCUGGGCAGCUCGUCUUGCCGUCCUAAGGAGACGGUUCAGUGCCAGGACCACAGCACGUGCCCCGCUGGUAACAGUUGCUGCCACACGCCCGAGUACCCUGUGGGGACGUACUCCUGCUGUCCGUACGAGUACGGCCAGGUGUGCUGCCCGGACGGCUCCUGCUGCGCUGCAGGAUACCGAUGCGAGCCGCGUUGGGGUAUCUGCACGCCCACGCUGGCAGGUAGUGCAAUCAACGGCACGAAAGCUCAAGGCAGCCGGUUGCUGUAUCCCGUUCCUGCAAGGAGAGGCCCGCGGGCGAAGUGGUCCCCCGCUAGGAGCACAUUUAACGCACCGUGGAUUCAGUGUCCGGACGGUACCUACUGUCACCAGAACUCGACGUGCUGUCCCGCCCAUUCUUCGUUAUUGGCGGCUUCUUCAGCCAUCCUCCAGUACACCUGCUGUCCUCACGAGCACGCCCAGUGCUGCGACGACGGGGAGCACUGCUGUCCGCGCGGCACACAAUGCGCGCAAUUCGAACAGCGCGAAGGUCAUCGGUGCCAUUGGCUGGACGACGAACCAGGACGCACUGUUCUGGCCUCCAAGAAGUACCCGAGUCUGAAAAGUUUACCCGGGGAUACGUACCCUUCGGUGCCGUGUCCCACGUGGAUGGUGUGCAGCUCGGGCUCGUGCUGCCGCAAUGAGUACGGGGCCUACCGGUGCAGUCCGUACGCGGGAGGAGUGUGCUGCACCUCGGGCAUCUCGGGAUGUCCACCGAACAUGGAGUGCGUCGGCUAACCGAACGCGUCUGCUUGCCUGAACCCGUGAACUGCCCCAGCAUGGGCAAUCAUUUAAGCAAUAUGUUAUGUAAUAAAUACCUUUCCGGCACUUAUUCUGCAACAGUGCCAAAUGUUCGAAUGCCUCACCCACACAUCUAAAUAAAACACCGUCUCACGUACAACCCCGACAUACAAAAAAACGGGUGUUAUAGUUGAA
Messenger RNA from Rhipicephalus microplus (southern cattle tick), 1579 nucleotides. Its product is annotated as progranulin. NCBI's taxonomy places the organism in Eukaryota, Metazoa, Arthropoda, Arachnida, Ixodida, Ixodidae. Gene Ontology annotation, cellular component: extracellular region. The record is from RefSeq and is a predicted model, not a curated record.